Messenger RNA from Camellia sinensis, 1456 nucleotides. Its product is annotated as UPF0481 protein At3g47200-like. Lineage: Eukaryota; Viridiplantae; Streptophyta; Magnoliopsida; Ericales; Theaceae. The record is from RefSeq and is a predicted model, not a curated record.
CUUUUCUUCUCUCAUUAUAAAGAAGCCUCUUUUUAGCUGACACGAUAUUAGUGAAGUGAUUGAUCAAGAAACCUCAACAAACAUAGAAUAUGUCGGAGCCAAGUGCUGAUCAUGUGAUUCAUAUUGAUGCAAAGCUUGCUCAAUUGUCUCCUAUACCAUCUGAAUGUUGCAUCUUCAGAGUGCAUGAUCGACUACGAAACGAAAAUCAGAAUGCUUAUGAACCAGAAGUAGUUGCUAUUGGUCCUUAUCACCAUGGUAAGAAAAAACUGCAACCAAUGGAAGAGUAUAAACUACGUAUCUUACGACAACUUCUGGAACAAAGAAAUGAAACCAGUGCGGAAAGAUACAUUGUGGCCAUGCAACAGUUAGAAAAAAGAGCACGCGAUUUUUAUGCAGAACCAAGUAGCCUUGAUUCAAAUGAGUUCGUGGAAAUGAUGCUUCUUGAUAGUUGCUUCAUCCUUGUGUUACUUUGCACGGAAGGGAUGACACAAUUGGGAGGUAUGGAAAAUUUCAUUUUCCAUUUGGGUCAUAUGAAACUUGACUUAGUGCGCGAUUUAAUGUUACUUGAAAAUCAACUACCAUUCUUUGUCCUCAUGAAGUUGUUCAACAUGACCAAAAUUUCAGACUCAAACAUCAUUACUUUGUCCCUUGAAUAUUUCGAUGCGAUAACACCGGGUAAUCUUCCUGAAUUACCUUAUGAAAAUCCAAAGGAAGAUGACAUCAAACAUCUUCUAGGCCUACUGCAUUAUUGUUGGUGCUAUGAAUUUCAUUCAACGCUAUCCCAAAGACUUGUUGUGGUAACAGAUAAAUCGAUGAAGUCGGCAACUGAGCUCCGGGAAGCUGGGAUCCAAUUCAAGAAGGUUAUUAUAAAUAGGAAUUUGUUCGACAUAAGGUUUGUAAAUGGGACCAUGGAAAUCCCAAAUUUAAUCGUUGACGACACUACAGAGUUUGUUUUCAGAAAUUUAAUUGCCUAUGAGCAAUAUCUUCCCCCUUCUUCUAUGAAUUAUUUCACCGCAUAUGCGAAUUUUAUGGAUAACCUUGUGAACACCUCAAACGAUGUCCAAAUACUGAGGGACUAUGGAGUUAUUCGUAACCUUUUAGGUGACAAUGAAGUGGUUUCGACUAUGUUGAACAAGCUUGUCAACAAUGUCUAUGUAUCUUUGAUAUGUUACGAGCAAGUUUAUCACGAUGUGAACAAGCAUUGCAAGGGGAGAUGCAACGUAUGGUUGGCAACCUUAAGACAGGAUUAUUUCAACACUCCAUGGGCACUCAUCUCUUUUUUGGCUGCUGUUGUGUUGCUUUUACUCACUGUGGUACAAACUGUAUGUUCUGUUCUUUCCGUUACGAAAUCUUGAUAGAUAUCUUCGCUUUCAUGUCAUGUAAUUUUGAAGGAUGGGAAUGGGUCCCCUGUGUGAUGGUUUCUUUUCUCAUGAAUAAAAUCUCUUUCUACUGUUUG